UCGAUUUUAUUUUACUAGUAUUUGCUGUAAAAUUCUUUUUGUUUUUCACUUUUUCUUGCGAUGUCUUUUCGUAAACUGCAUGAACGAAACUCUAAGCACUAAGGAUAUUUCCAACAGAAACAAUGAGCGGAAUAAGAUUCGUUGAUGCACUAAAGAGGAUAGGUUAUGGCAGCAAAUUGUCUGCAGAAAGUUUUGACUGGAUGUUUGAAAGCGAAGAUACUUUACCAUUUCUUGAGUGGUUUUGUGACAGUGUUCACGCACAGAAUGUAAUUACAGAUGAAGAAUUAAAAGGCUUUGAGGAAUUGACAAUUUCUGGGAAAGGGAUACUGGAAGGAGAAAACCUUAUGGAAGCUUUGAAGAACUUACAAGCUUUAGAAACAAAUGAAAGCAGUGAAGAAGAAGUGAGAGAAGAAACUCAGUUCUUAAUGGAAGAAAAACAGAUCUUAGAAGAACGACUGGAUGCACUAAUCAAGCAAAGAAACAAAAUGAACAUUAUGAGCACUGCAUUUAACCAUAAACUGACAAAAAUGAACGCAUUAGAGAAUGAUGCAAAAGCCAAAUACAAGACGUCUUUGGAGCAAGCCUAUUCAGACAAUGCAAUGCUUAAUAAAAGUAUGGAAGAUCUUACAAAAACUGUGACAGAAUUUACUCAAAUGUAUGAUCUGCCUGCAGCACCAAUGGAAAAAGAGACAGCGACAUUCGUCUCACAGCUUUCCCUGGAUGAUUACCACAAAGCUGAAGAAGGUUUUACAAGUGAGUUGACAAAGUACACAAAGAAACAAUUUUUUGAGGGAAUUGCCGAACUGGCAAAUGGCAGUGAAAAAUCACGGUACACUUUCCUAGAAAUCAGCGAUCCUGCAACAUUGUUAAUCAAAGGUGAAGCGGAAGAUGUUACGACUGGUGAUAUUAAAGAGUUAAAAAGACUGAAGGCAAUCUAUCCAAUGAGCGAAAUCAAGAGAAUACAGGCGCAAGCAAAGAAUCAUGGGCUAAACGCAGCUAUUACACAUUCGCGAGGAAAACUCUACCGUCUUACAAACCAACCGCAUACGUCAGAUAUCAGUACUUUAAGGCAACUUCUUCAAGAAUAUCAACAUAAACUUACACAGACCCGAGAUCGUACAGCAGAAUUAACAUCCCGAUAUUUGUCACCGCUUGUCCAAGAACUGGGGAAACUGCAAGCAAAUAAAAUUUUGCGAGGAGAUUACGAUUUGAAAAUCGCUCGCCAAGACUAUUUUGUUUCAAAACAAGAUCAGGUGAUUAACCAGCUGAUGCUUCAAAGAUCACGCUAUGAAUUUUUAUCAAUGCUUUUGGAAGUUGAAGCUCGUAAACACCGCGACUCUCAUCAUUUGCUUGGCGCUGUUCGAACAUUACUCGAGGGAGACGCUGAUAUGGUGGGGAGAAGAUAUGAAGUUAUGUCAAAUCCAUUAUUACGAGAUGAUAAAAAGAGGGAUACUAUUGAUGUUCGUGAUUUAUUUUUGACUCGUCUGUAUAAAUUGCUUGAUGAGCCGGAUGAACUGACGAAAAGAUCAUCAAUAUUCAUCACGUAUGACGGUUUGCGAAAGAAAGCUGAAGAUUUGAAAAAUAACGAAGUAAACAUGAAGAAUGAAUUGGCUGCUGUGGAUUCAUCUCAGAACGAAAGCAUUGAGCAUUUAGAAAGAAGUUUACGUGAAUAUAAACAAAUGGUUUACGGAAAUUCUGCCACGUCUGGUGGGCUGCCACAACUACAAACACAAGUCUUGUCUGAUGGAAUUAAUCAAUUAAGUGAAGUGUUGGCCACACUUGAAAAUUCUAUCAUGGAUGUAAAGAAAGAUUGCGAAUCAAAGAAAAGAGUACUCAGUGCUGAUUCGUUGAAUUUAAUGGAGCGGGAACUAUUUGUGCUUUUCUUCACUGAUCCUCAGCGACUGAAACGAACUAUGUCAGACCUGGCAGCAAGAGUAGAAGCUCAGAUAGUAUCUGCAGAUUAAAGAUAUAAUAAAGAGAUAUAAUUCAAAUCACGCAAGACCGACAAGACGUUACUGGAAGGCUGUAGACUGCGCAUUUGGACAGUUAUUCGGUGAGUGGCAGUGCCAUAUAGUAAUACUACACCGGAUUCAAGGUCACUGUACUCUAGUCCCAGCCUAAAAUUAGGCUAUGGCACUGUACAUUGAAAUGUAUAGGAAAAUUCCUAGACGCGUUAUCCAUCAACUAAGCAAAGCAGACGCGAAGCCUACUGUCUAUUGCUCUCAGCUUGCGUUUUUCGAACCCAAACCCUGACAACAUGCGGUGAAACUUCAACUUUUAUCAAUGCACGACGAAAGUUGAAAAUUUAUAAUAUAAUCAUGCAUAAGAAAUUAGAAUUCCGGUUUUUGUUUAAAUUCAUCCAAGAUAUUAAUCUUGGAUGCUAUUGUUUGCUAAGUUAUCGGAAAUAAUCGGCUGCAUCGGGCGAUUACCGAUGCAUGCAUGCCGCGACGGUUGAGAUUAGGUUACACGCCAGUUUUUCACACUUUCCGGCAUAAAAUCAAUCAACUUUGCUAGUGCCUGUUGGUUGUAGUUUUUCUUUGAUACGCAAUGACUAGUUUGCAUCAAUUUUCCCGGCUCGGAAUUCAUCAAUGUUCCUUAUCAUUCAGUAAUAACCAAAUCUGGCACAGCGACACAUGACGUAAACAAUAUUCGAGGGUGAAUCGUUUGUUCCCACUCGCACUUGCCCCGUACGUACCCCUAGUUUUUUUCUGACGUGGUGUUUUGCUUAUUGCAAGGCAGAUACAUUUAAUUCGAAAUGUCGCCAAAUUAUAUUAAAACCUGACGGGAUUAUCUCAUUAUUAAUGUAUAGUAUAUUUGCCCUUGCUAUUUAUGCUUUUAUAUGCAUGCGUGGGGUCGAAUAAUCUAUAAGGAAAUGAAACUUAGUCUCGUAUUUCGAAGCCUUCUUCGCACACACGACCAAAUUUCACCUGCGCCGGACACAAAACAUCUAUUCUCGAAAAAUAAAGAUUUUCAUUUCUCGAAACGUCAAAGAGUAGAUCUUAUUAUGCAUAGAACGAUUCCACAAAACGCUUGCCCUGAUUCACGACGAUACAUUGAUCUACCAAUGGUCAUUAAAAAAAUCUGGUAUAGCCAACUUACGUAGCUAGUUACGCCCCACAAUCUAGGUUAUAAAAACGAGUGUAUAAUCAAGUACUAAUCAAGUACUAUGGAACUUCGAAGGUUCUGAGCUAAAUUGGGAUAGACUGCAGAAAAUACCAAUGAAGGUUUUUGAGUCAUUUUCUUGCAUAAAAGUUUUACAAUUAAAGUUAAUACUAUAUAAAUGCAUGGUGUUCGCGUGACGUCAGGCUGGCCAUGGUGGUGCAUCCCUCACAGACCCCUGCAUGUGUUCAAACAAUAAUAUUCUAGUGGUAACCUUUUCUAAUAGAACUGUGAGUCAGGAACAGACUUAAUAAACUGCAAUUGAGAAUAAUUCUCGCAUUGAUACUCGUAUAUAGUCAUCAAAUAGAAGGGGAAAAAGCAUCAGUCAUAAAAAUUGUAUGAUUCCUGUCGACUAAUUAUAUAUAAUAAAAUUUGUUUGAGAUAAAUGUUUGUAUGGCCGAAAACAUGCAUCCUUAUAUGGUUAAAGGCAAAGUGAUUUUCAUCUUUUCAGCCGUAUAUAUAUUAAUUCAGCAAAUAUUCUGUGAGUAUAUUCCGUGAAGCACGACAACGCCGCUUGUUGACAACUGUUGCAUGGAUUGUCCAUUAUUUUAAGAGUUAAAAGUUUUUUGAAGGAUUUCAUAUAGUAUAUAAAACGUUAUUUGUAAACAUGCACUUACCCAAUUUUUGUAAUAGGCAUGCAGUGAAUUUGACUUCGUCAAUUUUGAUGUAUAAUACUCUUGGGUUCAAUUUAAAACAUAUUUUUCUGGAAUUGUAUUACUGGAGACUGGAGUUGAAAUAUGUAGUGCUUUCUGGCAAUGACGACUAAGUUGUCGAUUCUGCCAGUUUUCAACAUUUUGGUUGUAUGCACUCAAGCAAAUCCGAAGUGUCUAACGUAUGAAUUUUAACGACAAAUGUGGGGUUUAAUAUGUUUGUUUAGAGGAUUAACAACAAAGUCAGUAGCUACAUGAUUAAGCUGAAUGUUUUGCCUUGCAACGGAUAUUUUGUACAGCCGUUGAAUUUCACUAUAUCACUAUAACUAUAACUAUAAGUUCAUAUACAGGAAAACUAAUAAUCAAACGGCAAGUUCAGUCUAUAGAACAC
Messenger RNA from Dendronephthya gigantea, 4200 nucleotides. RefSeq names its product HAUS augmin-like complex subunit 3. Gene Ontology annotation, cellular component: HAUS complex; mitotic spindle; centrosome. Gene Ontology annotation, biological process: spindle assembly; centrosome cycle. The record is from RefSeq and is a predicted model, not a curated record. The transcript is spliced from 18 exons. The coding region runs from base 123 to 1964 and encodes 613 amino acids. NCBI's taxonomy places the organism in Eukaryota, Metazoa, Cnidaria, Anthozoa, Malacalcyonacea, Nephtheidae.